Molecule: messenger RNA, 4112 nt
Organism: Mauremys mutica (yellowpond turtle)
Lineage: Eukaryota; Metazoa; Chordata; Testudines; Geoemydidae
Gene: RANGAP1
Product: Ran GTPase activating protein 1
Exons: 16
Coding region: 206-1942 (578 amino acids)
Biological process (GO): activation of GTPase activity; nucleocytoplasmic transport; signal transduction
Cellular component (GO): perinuclear region of cytoplasm; nucleus; cytosol
Molecular function (GO): GTPase activator activity; small GTPase binding
Source: RefSeq, a predicted model, not a curated record
CGUCAGCGCCGCCGCGGCGGCCGGGCGAGCGAAUCAGAACCGGGAAAACAAAACUGCCGGGUUUGAAAUCCUCCGCCUCCCCCCUGCGCCAUCGUCCUCGGCGUGACGGGCCAGAGCCAGGCGCGUCCGACCCACACGCGGCGGCACCGCGCGCAGUGUACUCCCUUUAAAUCAACAGUUCUUGGAAGUUGGUGAAGUGGAGAAAAUGGCAUCCGAGGACAUCACUAAGCUAGUGGAGUCACUUGCCAAAGCCCAAGUGGGCGGAGGGCAGCUGAGUUUCAAAGGCAAGAGCCUAAAACUCAACACCGCCGAAGAUGCCAAAGAGGUGUCUAAGGAAAUUGAGGAAUUUGAUGGCUUGGAAGCCCUGCGCCUGGAAGGCAACACUGUGGGUGUGGAGGCAGCAAAGGUCAUUGCCAAAGCCCUGGAGAAGAAAGCUGAACUCAAGAGGUGUCAUUGGAGUGACAUGUUCACAGGGAGAUUGAGGUCUGAGAUCCCUUUUGCUCUGACUGCCCUGGGGGAGGCCCUUGUCACCGCAGGUUCCCAGCUGGUGGAGCUGGACCUGAGCGACAAUGCCUUUGGGCCAGAUGGCGUGCGUGGCUUUGAGGCACUGCUGAAGAGUCCUGCCUGCUUCACUUUGCAGGAGCUCAAGCUGAACAACUGUGGCAUGGGCAUUGGAGGCGGCAAGAUCUUAGCAGCUGCCCUGAAAGAGUGUCACAGGAAGUCAAGUGCCAUGGGCAAACCUCUGGCUUUGAAAGUAUUUGUGGCUGGCAGGAACCGCCUGGAGAACGAUGGUGCCACCGCACUGGCUGAGGCAUUUGGGCUCAUCGGGACACUGGAAGAGGUCCAUAUGCCACAGAACGGAAUCAACCAUCCUGGCAUUACAGCGCUGGCCCAGGCCUUUGCUGCCAACCCUUUGCUGAGGGUUAUCAAUCUGAAUGACAACACCUUCACAGAGAAGGGGGCUGUGGCCAUGGCAGAGACGCUGAAGACUCUCCGACAGGUAGAAGUGAUCAACUUUGGGGACUGCCUGGUGCGCUCAAAGGGUGCCAUCGCCAUUGCUGAAGCAGUCAAAGAGGGGCUCCCUAAACUAAAGGAACUGAACUUGUCCUUCUGUGAAAUCAAACGAGAUGCUGCCCUGACUAUUGCAGAGGCUACUGAAGAUAAGUCUGAGUUGGAGAAACUGGAUCUCAAUGGAAAUGCUCUGGGGGAAGAAGGCUGUGAACAGCUCCAGGAGAUUCUUGAAGGUUUCAACAUGGCAGAUGUACUGGGUUCCCUGAGUGAUGACGAAGGGGAAGACGAAGAGGAUGAAGAUGAUGAAGGCGAGGACGAAGAGGAUGAAGAUGACGAAGGGGAGGAUGAAGAGGAGGAACAACAACAGCUGCAGGAGAGGGGGCAGGGAGAACAGGAAUCAUUGCCUUCUAAGAAGAUUCUUGACUCACAUGACUCUACUCCUGUGUCUUCUCCUCCUCCUGUGGAUGUUGCCACGUUCCUCGCCUUCCCAUCUCCAGAGAAACUGCUGCGACUAGGGCCCAAGUGCUCUGUUCUGAUAGCUCAGCAGACAGACACAUCUGAUACGGAAAAGGUGGUUACGGCUCUCCUGAAGAUCUCUUCUGUGUUCAAAGAUGAAAUCACAGUGAAAACAGUAGUGCAUGAAACAACAGAUGCCUUGAUGAGAAAAGCCUUCACUUCUGCCACAUUUAAUUCUGAUGCAUUCAUCACCAGCCUACUGAUCCACAUGGGCCUGCUCAAGAGUGAAGAGAAGAUCAAGGCUGUCCCAAGCCUCUAUGGCCCUCUGAUGACCCUGAACCAUAUGGUCCAGCAGGAUUAUUUCCCCAAAUCCCUGGCCCCGGUUCUCCUGGCCUUCGUGACAAAACCCAACCGUGCUUUGGAUCCCUGCUCCUUUGCCCGCCACAUGCUGCUGCAAACCCUCCACCAGCUGUAGUAGAAGCGCAGCUCUGCCCCUUCCCCCUCAUAGGACUUUUAUCAGCGAGAGCUCUUAGCCAGCUGGCAGGAGAGGAUGUCAGCGCCCAUGGAAACAUGCUGUCUGUCUCCCCGGGAUGUCCGUCUUUCCUUCUGCUUUAACAAACUCGGAGGAAUCCAGCUGAUAUUUUUUACUUUGUUUUUCCAUGUUUUUAAUUGAAGGCCCCACUUCCAAAGCACACUCCCUGGGCUCCAGCGCAGGCAGUUGUGCCAGAACUAGUCCUCCUGGGGCUCUCCAUGACUUGGAAAGAGGGCCCCAUUAAACUCAACACUGCUGGAAGGGGUUGUGCCCAGGCUACCGUCUUGCAGAGGGUGCUGGACAUGGGCUUUCUCUGAAGCAGCAGCAGCUGAACCAAGCAGGGCUUUUGCAUGGUGCUGUGGCUUCCAGCUCAUGCUGCCCUGGGCCAUGCACCUGGAAGUUGCAGCAGUGGUGGUGCUUCUCCAGGGAUAUCGGAUUGCCCAGCUGCCUCCUGCUCUUGUAUUCCUAAUCUAAAUGGGAGAGGCCUAUCGGUGUUCUAAUCUGCUAAUCCCCUGCUAUGCUAGAGUGGAGCUCCCUCGGGUAGGGCUGGCCCUGGUGGUCUUUGCCUGUUCAUUUUGUGCUACUGCCACAGCCUGCAUUCCCCCACCCCCACUUCCCCAUUAAAAUAGGCUUGGUUUAGAAAUGAGUAGAAUCAAUUGAAUCCUGCAGGGGGGUCCAUGUUCAGCACUCACCCCCAGGGGAGCAGUAAAGAAAGAAGGGGAAUAGCAUUUGGGGGCUGGAAUACUUUGCCCGCAGAGCGUCUCAGGGCUGGGCACUGCAAAAUUAGCAGCUUCAGUGCCAGGAAUUAGCUGAGGGUCUCUAAGCAUGUUAAAAUAGGGGUGAGGGCUCUGCACCUACAAAUGCCCCUGCCAGUCUGAAUUUUUCCUGCUGAUUGUCACACCACCUGACCCUAUGUACGCACAUUGAAGUCUGGGGGAAGGGCAUGGAUGGGUUCAUGGGGGUGGGGGGGUAGUAAAGGAAAGGCAAUUUCCUAGUUUAAGGUGCCCCUCAGCUCAUUUUCCAAUCUUCUUCCCUGCUCCCCAGCUACCUUAUUACUCACAGUAGUGCAGUUCUGGGAGUUUUGCCAGAAAUCUUGGCCGUGGAAAGGGGGCCAAGGAGCCCCUCCACUUCUAGCACAGCUGCUAAGGGCCCAGCUUGGCCUUAAAAACACUGUUGCCUCUGAGGAGGAAGCAGCUGUAACUUGAUUGCCGAUGAGCAGCACAUUCUGCCCAGGGCAGAGGCUGAACCUAGCAUGUAGGAAAGCCCAGUGUUUGCUCAUGCAGUCUUGGGGGAGGGGCAGGGAUGCCAUCCUUUCUGCCCUGCACAGGCUUCAUGGGGGCAAAGUGGUCACUCUUACCCCAGCUAACUCUUGCUGCUGUCUCUGCCAUGCUGCUGUCUCUGCCAUGCUGCUGCAUGCGGUGGGGCCUUGAUUGGAGCAGCCCUAGUCCAGUGAGCUGGUGUGCGUGACCAGCAUCCCUAGUGGCAGCAUCUCAUCCCUGGCUGGUGUGUGCUCCUACCUUGCUCCAGUUCAUGUUUAUAGUACAGCUUGAGGUGCCCCAUGCACCUAGGGGUGAGUGAGCUCUCUUCCUGCGCCAGUUCCUGCAGGAGCUAGCGUCCCGUGCCAUCUGCACAAGGCAGAGCCAACGCUCUUGGGUGAAAUGCUGCUUGCUGCUGUUGCAAAGGGUGUAGUUGGUUUCCAGGCACUGCCAAACGCCUGCCUUCAGCUUGGGCCUCUAGCAGGAUGGUGGAGUCAGCAGCACCUUGUGGGAACCACAGGGCAGAUGGCUGCGGGAUGCUGCAGAUGGGAUGCGAGCUGGCUCUUGCUAGGUGCUUUAGGGAAAGGUUAGUCAUAGCCCUGGGUGGAGGAAGCACUGCAGUGGUGGACCGUUGCUAGUAGCCCCUGGCACGCUGGGCCUACUUUGACCGGGGGGAGACCUAAACCCAGAGAGUAACUGGGCUGUGAUGCACUUCUGCCAGCAGGCUGGUAAGCAAGGGGGUGGGGCACACCCAAGCAACCUGAACCAUGCAGAGGGUGUGUGGCUUUCCUGAGGCUUCUUGCCACACCCACUUUCUGUGUUGAAGGCUCUGCAUGCUGUAGUCCUGUUCACGCCAG